Oncorhynchus nerka (sockeye salmon) is the source of this 5202-nucleotide messenger RNA. RefSeq names its product SPT7 like, STAGA complex subunit gamma (gene supt7l). The record is from RefSeq and is a predicted model, not a curated record. Gene Ontology annotation, molecular function: transcription coactivator activity; protein heterodimerization activity. Gene Ontology annotation, cellular component: SAGA complex. Bases 96 to 1532 code for a protein of 478 amino acids. The transcript has 6 exons. NCBI's taxonomy places the organism in Eukaryota, Metazoa, Chordata, Actinopteri, Salmoniformes, Salmonidae.
ACGGACCAGAAGCAACGUCUGAAAGCUGUUUUGUUCUGUACGUAAACUAUACUCUUGUUGCAUAUCUUCGAAUACGAAAUGGUCAGAUACAGCAAAUGUCACUACAAAAGAACAAAUCUGCCAACACUUCCCUCCAAAGACAUUUGAUCAAGUUCACCAUUGCUAUUUCCUUUAGAUACUGUCUUUGCCUAAUUCCUAUACUUCCAAGAAACCUCAUCACACGAGAGCCUGAAGCGGCUCACGAGGGAACGAUGAUGCGUUACUGGGGCGAGAUCCCCGGGCCGGCAGGCGCCCCACCGAGCCGCAGCUCCUUCGACCUGCUCCAGCGCGAGUUCCGCUCGGUGGAGAUGCAGGACCCCCCUCUGCACCAGCCCUCGGCCCAGCGGCCCCGGCCCACCACCAUGCUGGACAUUCCCUCUGAGCCCUGCAGUCUCACCAUCCACACAGUGCAGCUAUGCCAGCACACCCGACGCCUCCGCGGCCUCCUGGCUGCAGCCCAGGGGAAAGGUCUGGUCCCCUCAGAGGGCGGUGGUGCUGGAGGAAGUAGCAGGCUGGAGGAAGGGGAGGCUCUGCCCCCAAGGCCACCCACACCGCCGGCCGCCCCCGAUGACCUGCUGCCCCUGGACAGCAAGGCACCCUGGCAGCCCUUCCAGCUCUGCCACAGCGACCCUGAGAGUGACUUUUACAUGGGAAAAGGUGAGCCCGUCACGGAGCUGAGCUGGCCCUCGUGCCGACAGCUCCUGUACCAGUCAGUGGCCACAGUCCUGGCCCACGCCGGCUUCGAGUCGGCCCAGGAAAGCGUGCUGGAGACCCUGACUGACCUGGCCCACGAGCACUACCUGCGCCUCAGCCGACUGCUGCGCACGGCCGCGGACCGCGAGGCCCGCCUGGGCGCCACACCCUUCCCGGACGUGGUAGAGCAGGUGUUCCACGAGGUGGGCAUCGGCAGCGUGCUGGCCCUGCAGCGCUUCUGGCAGGUGCGCAUCAAGGACUACCACAGCCACAUGCUCCAGGUCAGCAAGGAGCUGUCGGAGGAGUAUGAGCGGCUGGUGAACCCUGAGAAGGCCCUGGAGGACUCCAAGCCCCCGCGGAUCAAAGAGGAACCAAUGAAUGACAUUGCCUUCCCCGUCAGCGAGGAGCCAGAGGCGGACCAGGCCUCUGGGGAUCAGGCCCUCCCCAUGGGAGUUCUGGGGGCCCCAAACGAGAGGCUGGCUGGGGGCCUGGAGGGGGAACACUCACCACACACCUCAGGCAGUGGAGUUGCCAUCAGCUCCCCCUUGUGGCACCUGUCGCAGGUGAAGAUGGAGCCCCAGGACAGCGAGGAGGGCCAGGUGUCAGGCCACGGGGUACUGGGGGGUGAUGUGUUCGAGGAGGGAGGGCCCAUGUCCACCAUGAGCGAGGCAGACGGCAUGGCGCCCUCGCCCGGAGGGGCGGCGUCCGACGGCAGCUACGCCUCGCACUCUCCCGACUCACUCAUGAGCACGUCACCCGUCUUCAACCAGAGGCCCAGGAAGCGCAUGAAGAAGAUAUGAGGAGCCUCAGACUCGCGGAGGUAGCCAUUUUGUGUCAAGGUAACAUGGGCACAUAGUGGCCAUACGAAACAUUGCAAGGUUGCAAACAAAUUCCUAUGCCGUUGUCCAUUUUCCCCGAACAGAUCUGAAAGUAUUGGAUAGGUCUCAGCACGAGGGCCAUGCGCGCCAGUUGGUGGCAGAACAUGGGAGUUAUUCUAGAAUGCCAGCAAAAAAGCCUCUAUUUACAUGUUGCUUAUGAAUGCAUUUCACACUACUUUUGGAUUAUAAUUGGAUUUUAAGGCUUGUGUGAAUGUCCUGCUUUAUAUAAUAUGUGUGUCAUCAUCGCAAAUCAACUGCAUUAUACGUUUAAAAAAAACACUUAACCUUCAACCAGUAAAAUGGCUCUAUGACAAUGAGCGUUAGCAUUCUAGCGAACAACUGCUCCAUGCAAAAUAGUUAUUUUGCAAAGAUCACAAACAAAUGUAAUCUUAGUGACUGUUCAAGCAUUGUAAAAGUUAUUUUGUUUAGAAGUAAUAUAGUCUGUUGAAUGAGCGCAGCCAAGAGUCACGCACAUCUGUGGGUGACGUCAGUGUGUUGUGUACUGGAAAGGGGUCUAUAUGUCCUAGUGUUGCACGGUAUACCGGUACCACAGUAAUAUCACAGUACCAAAACGUCAUGAUACUUAUGAUACCAACAUUUACAAAUACAAGUACUACCACAUAUUUCGCCCCCACCGAUCUAAAGAACCCACUGGCGCCUGUUCUAAAAUGUUUACAAAGUCAGUUUUGUUUAUAAAUACAGUUAAAUUUAAGCGAACUAGUCUUGUAUGUGCCAGUCCAAUAAAGUCCACUUCACUUUCAUGCGCAUAUCACGUGUGGCAGCUGUAAUCCACCAGCCACAUCCCCUAUCAGCCCUUACUCACCUGCUUUUCUCCUUCCGCUCUUCCUGCACAUCUAUUUCAUCAGUUUUUAUAAUAUAAUUUAGCUGUGAUGGCAAGUGGGGAUGCAGACCCCGAGGGGUCUUCAGUUAAAUGUUGAAGCAGAGCGAGAAAAGUUAAUACAUUGUCAAAUUGUAUUGGUCACAUACACGUGUUGAGCAGAUGUUAUUGCGGGCGUAGCGAAAUGCUUGUGCUUCUAGCUCCGACAGUGCAGUAAUAUCUAACAAGCAAUAUCUUAUCAAUUACACAACAUAUACCCACAAAUCUAGUAAAGGAAUGGGAUUUAAGAAUAUAAGAAAUAUAAUUUCAUCCCUGGUAUAACCAGGACCACAGUCCAAUUUGAGUAGGCUUUGCAAGUUCGCUGUCAUGCAGCCUCUUUAAAUGCCAGAGAGGAAAAGCAGCUUGGCUAAAGACAUGAUUGCAGUAUUACAGCAAAGAAAACAGCUUGUCUAGCUCAAACAGUUUAAAAAAAUGUAUAUAUUCCUGCGCAAUUUCAUGCACCUUUUUAAUUUUUUUUUAUCAUUUCACAAACCAUGUUGCGGGCCGUUUGAAUCCAGGCUCGCUAAUUAUUGGUUUGAUAAGAAGAAAAAAAACGUUGUUCAGUCAUGUUACCUAGCAAACAAUCUUGUAACUUGACAGUAGGUCUAGCCAAAUUUGGUUGCCACAGGAAGAAAGGAAAAUUAUCUGCUACUCAUGAGAUGUGCUUCAAAAAGGUAGGAUUUAUAUAGGCCUAAUGUAAUACUGAAAAAGAAUAUAAAUGCAACAAUUAAAAAUAUUUUACAGUUCAUGUAAGGAAAUCAGUCAAUUUUAAAGAAAUUCAUUAGGCCUCAAUCUAUAGAUUUCAAAUGCCUGGGCAGGCACGCAGCCAUGGGAGGGCAUAGGCCCAUCCACUUGGGAGACUGUUCCACCCACGGGGGAGCAAUGCCCAGCCAAUUUUCCCCACAAAAGGGCUUUGUUAUAUACCAAAAUACUCCCCAGUUUCAUCAGCUGUCCGGGCGGCUGGUCUCAGACGAUCCCGCAGAUGAAGAAGCAUGAUGUGGAGGUCCUGGGCUAGCAUGGUUACGCGUGGUCUGCAGUUGUGAGGCCGGUUGGAUGUACUGCCAAAUUCUCUAAAGCGACAUUGGUAGAGAAAUUCAUUCAAUUCUCUGGAAACAGCUCUGGAGGACAUUCCUGCAGUCAGCAUGCCAAUGCCAUACUCCCUCAAAACUUAAGACAUCUGUGGCACUGUGUUGUGUGACAAAACUGCACAUUUGAGUGACUCAAAUCAAAUGAAAUGUAUUUAUAAAGCCCUUCUUACAUCAGCUGAUACCUCAAAAUGCUGUACAUAAACCCAGCCUAAAACCCCAAAGAGCAAGCAAUGCAGGUGUAGAAGCACGGUGGCUAGGAACAACUCCCUAGCAAGGCCAGAACCUAGGAAUAAACCUAGAGAGGAACCAGGCUAUGAGGGGUGGCCAGUCCUCUUCUGGCUGUGCCGGGUGGAGUGACCUUUUAUUGUCCCCAGCACAAGUUGCAUCUGUGUAAUGAUCAUGCUGUUUAAUCAGUUUCUUGUUAUGCCACACCUGUCAGGUGGAUGGAUUAUCUUGGCAAAGGAGAAAUGCUCACUAACAGGGAUGUAAACAAACUUGUACACCAAAUUGGAGAGAGAUAAGAUUUCUAUGCAUAUGGAAUCUUUUAUUUCAGCUAAUGAAACAUGGGGCCAACACUUUCCAUGUGUCAUUUGUAUUUUUGUUCAGUAUAUAAAAAAAAAUCUCUCUUUCUGGUGCCCCUUAAAUUAUGCUUGGUGACUAUCGUUUUUAAAGUUGGGAGCAGUGUGUAUGUGUUUGUGGGAGAGCGAGUGGUGUGUGUUUAUGAGAGAGAGGGAGGCAGUGUGUGGGUCUCUUAACUGAAGAGUAAAGAAAAUGUAAUGUAGCGUUUUCCCCUUACUGCCACAAUGACAUGCAGAUCAUUAUGCAUGUAUAUUCCUUCCCUCCAACCAAAUCACAAGUAGGCCUUUGGAAGUAUGAUAAAAUCAGCCAUUUCUAUGCAGUAUUCUAUUAUACAAGUGAACAGUGUGAAGUUAAAUUCAAUAUGUGUUGUAUUGAGUAGAAGUGUGAAUAUCAGUGAGUUUUUUUUGUGUGUAGCAUAUGCACAUAACGUUUAGAAACAUGAACAAGCUUCAGUGGGGGAUGGGGCGAAGAGGACGCUAGGUCACUCUGAUUUUUUUUCUUCCUGUGGUGUUGCAAUACUACUCGGUAUUGUGAUACUUGGGUUGAUAUCGUAUCGUUAGUAAAAUGUUGGUAUUGUGACCACUAAUAUGACCAAAACGUAACCCAGUGUCAGCCAUUUUGCAUACUUCUAUCCAAUCCUUUCAGAUACUAUGAGGGUAUAUGGGUGCUGGGUUGGCUUAGCCUUUGGGUCGGAAAGGCUGUUGAGUAGUAGAGGUGGCCAUUCUAUCUACUGAACUGGGUGGUCAUACAAAGUUCUUCAGAAGGACCAUUGAGAGACUGCAGAAUGCAAAUGGAUGGCCAUGAAAGGAAAUAACAAGAUGGCGCGGUUACACACAUUCUGUGGAUCGGGUAGUACUUAUUUUCUCUAUUUUCAAAAUUAUUUAAUGGCUCUUAGUUUUGUUUUUUUCCACCAACUCCUCACUUGAUGAACUGAUGGUGAAGACAUUGUAGUUUAGGUUCUUGCAUGUAGGAAACAUUAGUUGGAUAAAUGCUUUCUUUGAGGUGGUGUUAAUUUAAUGUUAAAAUGAAUAAAUGCCUUUAUGUCAAA